Molecule: messenger RNA, 948 nt
Organism: Solea senegalensis (Senegalese sole)
Lineage: Eukaryota; Metazoa; Chordata; Actinopteri; Pleuronectiformes; Soleidae
Product: syndecan-4-like
Exons: 5
Biological process (GO): cell migration
Cellular component (GO): cell surface; membrane
Source: RefSeq, a predicted model, not a curated record
GCGGACACGGCGGAGAGACCAUCACCCACAGAGAGACCAAGAAGGCGGUGUGUGAAGUUACAGAAGCCGCCCUGUGCACAACAUUCGACUCUGUUGGACUAUAUUUGGACCCGAAAGCGAAGCAGCGAUAGCUGAAGAUUAGCACUGCUCUGUCUUUUUCUUUCAUUUCUUACUUUUUUAUAAAAUCUGCGUAAAGUUAACGCAGCGACCUUUAUUGUAUUUUACCCCCGUGUGUUUGAGAACGUUUUUCUCUGAUUCUGAGGACAAUCAUGCUGCCCCUCUUCCUCCUCAUCAUCCUCUCUGCUGCCUCCGUUUUCUCAGAGUCGGUUCGGGAGACGGAGACAUGGAUGCCCAUGAAGACCACGCAGACGGUCGCCAUGGCGACACACCAAAACCGCAUGGAGUCAUCGGGUGACUUCGGCUUCACGGAUGACAACGAAGAUGACGACGAUGACGACAGCUACGACGACGACGACAACGACGACUACGACAACGGCUACAACGACUACUACGACGAAGAGGACGAGGAUGAGUUUUCCGGCUCUGGAGACGGAGAAACAACCGUGUCACCGAAGCAAGCCCCAGAACCGUCAGCCAAGCCCGACGCCAACGACAACAAGAUCCCAGAGGUGGAGCAUCCCGAGAGACCGGCCGUCAACGAGGUGGAAAUCGUCCAGAACAGCAACGAAAUCCCACUGCUGCGGAACAAGGAGCCAGCAGAGGGCGGCGAGGAGUUUCCCUCCAACGUCCUGAUGGCCCACGCCAGCGACGACAGCAUCUUCAACAAGACGGAGGUCCUCGCAGCUGUGAUCGCCGGCUGCGCCGUCGGCCUGAUGUUCGCCGUCCUCCUCAUCCUCCUCCUCAUCUACCGCAUGAAGAAGAAGGACGAGGGCAGCUACGACCUGGGGAAGAAGCCCAUCUACAAGAAGGCGCCCACACAGAGAUCGC